UUUAAGAUUCGUGUCUCCUGCGCGAGAUCCAGAGCUUGAUCAGCAGCAAUGGCAGCGGAGAAGACCAAAGUCUUGGUGAUCGGCGCCACCGGAAGGCUCGGCCGGCACCUCGUCACCGCAAGCCUCGCCGCCGGCCACCCGACCUUCGCCCUCGUCCGUGAGCAUGCCUUUUCCGACCCUGACAAAUCCCUUCUCCUUCGCUCCUUCUCCGACGCCGGCGUGACCCUCAUCAAGGGUUCUUUGAAUGAUUUACAAAGUCUUCAUGAGGCAAUCAAGCUAGUUGAUGUUGUGAUUUGUUCCAUUCCUGGAAUCCAAUGCCUUAAUCAGCAACUUCUAAUUCAAGCAAUAAAGGAAGCAGGAUGCAUCAAGAGGUUUAUUCCAUCGGAGUUUGGAUGUGAUGUUGAUAAGAGCCAAAUUCUUGGCAUGGACCAUGGGUUUUAUGAGAAGAAAGCUGAAGUUCGCCGUCUUAUAGAGAAAGAAGGCAUUCCACACACCUACAUCUGUUGCAAUCUAUUCAUGGGCUAUUUGCUUCCAUCAUUGGUUCAACCAGGCCUAAUAAAACCACCGAGAGACACAAUGAAAAUCUUCGGUGAUGGAAAUGUUAAAGCUGUCUUUGUAAAGGAACUUGAUGUAGCUACUUUUACAAUUAACACCAUUGACGACCCGAAGACAUUAAACAAAGUGUUGUAUUUGAGGCCUCCUGGCAAUGUUGUUUCAUUUAAUGAACUCGCUGAGAUCUGGGAGGCGAAAAUACAGAAGAAGCUCGAGAAGAUUUACAUACAAGAGGAGCAGCUUCUGAAGCUCAUUCAAGAGACACCAUUUACCGGCAAACGGGAACUGAUCUUCAUCUAUUCUGCCUUUAUAAAGGGCGAUCAUACUUACUUUUGCAUCGAAGAAUCUUCAGGUCUGGAAGGAACCCAGCUUUAUCCAGAUGUGAAAUAUACGACUGUUACCGAGUUUCUAGAUUCUCGACUGAGUGAAUUCUAGGCAAUGUUGGUUGUAUUCUCUUUUCUCAUUCAAUUGUAACAUUUUGGUGAAACUGAUAAGAAAAAACUCUCCACAUCUUUGAAUAAAUAACACAGAUUUUCAGUAUUAA
Molecule: messenger RNA, 1096 nt
Organism: Dioscorea cayenensis subsp. rotundata (Guinea yam)
Lineage: Eukaryota; Viridiplantae; Streptophyta; Magnoliopsida; Dioscoreales; Dioscoreaceae
Product: probable pinoresinol-lariciresinol reductase 3
Exons: 5
Coding region: 49-987 (312 amino acids)
Molecular function (GO): oxidoreductase activity
Source: RefSeq, a predicted model, not a curated record